AUGCUAUUUCAAGGCGCCCUUUUUGCCGCUUUGCUAGGCACUACAGUGGCCAGCAGCGGCUCCAAUUCCAAAUGUCUAUCCUCCAACACGGUCGGGGCGGCCAACUACCAGCUCUGCUGUCCUGAAGGCCAAGGCUCCGGAAAAGGAACCGUGGGAGAUUCCGUCUUCGAGUUCACCUGCGGUCAGUAUCUCACCGGCAAAAGUGGCGCGGGCACGCAGCACCGACAGGUGAACAGUGCCAAGGACUGCGCACAGCUCUGUUCGAGUCCGGACUGUCCCGGGGCCUCCUGGCACAGCACCGGGAAGAAGUGUUUCGUGCUAGGCAGCGGAAACACCGACUAUGCUCCGUACUCGCCGGCAAGGGAUUGGAUGGUCCUGACCAAGUCGGCGGAGACCCCCGAGGAUCCCGAUCCGGAGGAGGAUUGCAAGGAAUUCAUCGAUGCGGCCAAAGAGACUGCCGCUGCACAGUGUGCCUCGGAGAAGGAACAACAGAAGAAGGAGUGUGAGAGCAACAAGGCCAGCGCUCUCACGGAGGCCAAGGCUCAAUGCGAAGCCGAGAAAGCUCAACUCAAAGAGCAGGCCGCCACCGCGGCAUCCCAAUGUGAGGCGGACAAGACCGCGGCGCUGGAGCAGUGCACGACCGAGAAGGAGCAGGUUCGUGGGGAGGAGAAAGCCAAGUGCGAAGCUGAGAAGGCCGAGCUCGCCAACGGCGCCACCGCCAGCGCAGAGCAAUGCGAGGCCGACAAGGCCGCAGCGCUCGCGGGCGCCAACCAACAAUGUGCGACCGAGAAGGAGCAGCUUCGACAGGAAGGAGAAGCGCAGUGCAAGUCUGAGAAGGAGGCUGCCAGCUCUCAGUGCCAGAAAGAGAAGGAUGAAAUUCGCCAGCAGGGUGACAGCAAGCUACAGCAGUGCCAGGCUGAUAAAGACAGCGCUCUCACCAACGCCAACGCUCAGUGUGCCACGGAGAAGGAUCAGCUUCAGAAAUUGGUGGACGAUGCUCGAUCGCAAUGCAAGUCCGAGAAAGACGCCGCCGCCUCUCAAUGUGAGAAGGAGAAGGACGAGAUCCGCAAGCAGGGCGAGAGCCAGCUGCAGCAGUCCAAGUCCCAGUGUGACGCCGAAAAGGCAGGCCUCCAGCAGAAGAUCAAGGAGUUGGAAGAAAAGGCCUCGUCGGUGGGGAGUGGCACUGGUGGUGGUCAGUGGCUGUCGGUCGAUGAGAAGUGUCGCAGCAACAGCUGGAGAAGUCUCUGCGAUGGCACCUGUUCUCAACGACAGUUUACUCUUGGCGGGGUGGAUUUCCAGGUCAAAUGUAAUGUCCGCACCAACGGAGCGGUUGAAGAGAUCUGGUGGUAUCGCCAAUCGAUUCUGGAAUGUGCUGAAGCAUGUGCCUUGAAUCCACGUUGCUUGGGAGUGGGAUGGAGGAGCUUCGGCGGGGAGCCUGAGAAGGGAGUCUGCCAUGCCAUGAUCAAAUGGGAUCAUAUCUACCAGCUCGUGAAUACUGCCUUCCCUCACUCCGGUGGUGAGCAUCUCAUCUACGCCAAGGGUCGCAUCACUCCAACUGGAGCUCCUGGCACCUGAGAAUGCUCAAGUACAUACACCAGCCACAUGUCGAAGCCAGGG
Molecule: messenger RNA, 1617 nt
Organism: Aspergillus fijiensis CBS 313.89
Lineage: Eukaryota; Fungi; Ascomycota; Eurotiomycetes; Eurotiales; Aspergillaceae
Exons: 2
Coding region: 1-1575 (524 amino acids)
Source: RefSeq, a predicted model, not a curated record